Messenger RNA from Aspergillus novofumigatus IBT 16806, 897 nucleotides. Its product is annotated as putative mitochondrial methylglutaconyl-CoA hydratase (Auh). The annotation marks the transcript as partial. The record is from RefSeq and is a predicted model, not a curated record. The transcript has 4 exons. Gene Ontology annotation, molecular function: enoyl-CoA hydratase activity. NCBI's taxonomy places the organism in Eukaryota, Fungi, Ascomycota, Eurotiomycetes, Eurotiales, Aspergillaceae. Gene Ontology annotation, cellular component: mitochondrion. Gene Ontology annotation, biological process: fatty acid beta-oxidation.
CCCCCUCGAAUCGUCUCGCUCCGCGUCACCAUCUCCCGCUACAGCACCAGCACCGACGACGCCGUCAUCCAAACCCAACAAGUCCCCGCGCCAGGCUCCGGCAGCGUCCGCGUCCUGCUCCUCAACCGGCCCAAAGCCCGUAACGCCCUCUCGCGAAACCUCCUCGACUCCCUCUCCAAGCAAAUCCACUCCAUCGCCGCCGAGGGCGGCACAGGCCCAACCCGCGCCCUGGUCAUCGCCAGCAACGCUGACGCCGCCUUCUGCGCCGGCGCGGACCUCAAAGAGCGCGCGAAGAUGACAAAGGAGGAGACGAAUGAAUUCCUCACCAAACUCCGCGGCACAUUCCACGACCUCGCAGCCCUGCAGAUCCCCACCAUCUCCGCCAUCUCCUCCACAGCGCUGGGCGGCGGCCUCGAGCUCGCGCUGUGCACGCACCUGCGCGUCUUCGGGUCGUCUGCUAUCGUCGGACUACCAGAGACCCGGCUGGCGAUUAUCCCCGGCGCGGGGGCACGGAGACGGGUGUCCGGGCCCGAGGCGUACUUCCUGGGUCUUUGUGAUCGGUUAGUGGAGAUCUUGCCUGAGGAGGAGGGGAAGGAGGGGGUUGCGAGGGAGAAGGCGAUUCAGGCGGUUGCGGGGUAUCACCGGGGCGAGGCGGCGGAGAAUGAGGCGUAUAAUGGGGUGAUUGAGACGGAGGAUCGGUAUGAGGCGCUGAGGGCUUUUGCGGAGAAGAGGAAGCCUGCGUUUCGGGGGAGGUAGAUAGAGUAGAUUAUCUACGAGGUGGGCAUUUUACUUUGCUGUAAUGGUACAGACUAUGGAUUGCUCAGGUUUUACGAAUGCUCUCUAAACCUAAGGUCUCUGCAAUCACAACGCUCUGGAACCAUAUCAGUGAACUGUCAC